AUGGCCCCAACUUCAAGAAUACUUAAUAAUAAUCAUCGUAAUAGUAGUUUUUCUCCAACUAGAUUAAUAACAGAAAAUUAUAGUGCUGAUGGCCAUAGUAAUGACAAUAAUAAUGAAGCGGUAACAUCUUCACGGUUAACCAGAAAUUCAUCGUCACAUAAUCGUCAUUAUCAACAACAACAACCACAAAAUUUUUAUAACAUUCCAUCACCUACAACGUCACCACCACCACCAUCACAUUUACCAUAUCAUCCACAACAACAAUAUUAUCCGCAACGAUCACAACACCCGACACCUCCUCCUAUGUUAACUACGCCAAAUCCAUUCACCAACGACAAUUAUCCUUUUGUACGACCAACUCAAUUUAAUUAUGCGCCUAGGAGUCAAAUGGGUUUGUAUUCGCCUAAUGGUAGAUUGAAUGGAGCUCAAAAUAAACAGUACAACAGACCCAUGGAUCAUACAAAUCUUUAUAGCAAUUAUAAUAUCAAUAAUGUGCAGAAAGUUAAUAAUGUGAUGACGGGUCAAGAUAAUUCUGGUAAUGGAAAUGUCGAAUCCAAUGUUGCUGGAAGCAGUGGAGAUGACAAUAAUAAUGCAGAUAAUAAUAAUGCAAAAUCAUUGGUAAGAAAUAAUUCAAAAGAAGCUGACGGAACAGCAGAAAAACCAAUAACAUCAAAUUUAUCAACAUCAUCGUUAACCAACCAUUAA
This is a messenger RNA of Entrophospora sp. SA101, 705 nucleotides long. Lineage: Eukaryota; Fungi; Glomeromycota; Glomeromycetes; Entrophosporales; Entrophosporaceae. The record is from the annotation of a GenBank genome assembly.